UAUAUAGUCAUUGACAUAGUCGUCCACCCGGUGGUUGUUAGGUGAGGGGCACUCGCGGAGGGUAGCCGCUGUGUGGAAGCAUUCACUAUGAGCAAUAUUUACAUCCAGGAACCGCCGACCAACGGCAAGGUUUUAUUGAAAACAACAGCUGGAGAUAUUGACAUUGAAUUAUGGUCAAAAGAAGCUCCCAAAGCAUGUCGGAACUUUAUUCAGCUUUGUAUGGAAGGCUAUUAUGACAGCACCAUAUUUCAUAGAGUUGUACCUGAAUUUAUAGUACAAGGUGGUGAUCCUACUGGUACUGGCUCAGGUGGAGAAUCUGUCUAUGGAGCCCCUUUCAAGGAUGAAUUCCAUUCACGAUUGCGUUUUAAUCGACGAGGACUGGUUGCCAUGGCAAAUUCCGGGCCUCAUGAUAAUGGCAGCCAGUUCUUCUUUACUUUGGGUCGUGCAGAUGAACUUAACAACAAACAUACUAUCUUUGGAAAGAUCACUGGAGAUACUAUAUAUAACAUGUUACGACUUUCAGAAGUUGAAAUUGGCAUGGAUGAAAGACCAACCAAUCCAUAUAAAAUAACAAGUACAGAGGUUUUAUUUAAUCCUUUUGAUGAUAUAAUUCCAAGGACCAGCAAAAAGAUGAAGAAUGAGAAACUAAUGGAAGAAGUUGAGAAGCCAAAAUCAAAGGGCACAAAAAAUUUUAGCCUGCUUUCAUUUGGAGAAGAAGCUGAAGAGGAAGAAGUAGAAGUCAACAGACUUAGUCAGAGCAUGAAAGGAAAAAGCAAAAGCAGUCAUGAUUUACUGAAAGAUGAUCCACAUCUGAGUUCCAUUCCUGCCAUUGAAAGUGAAAAAGCAAAUGAAAGUGAUAAUUCAGAUGAGGAAGAAGAGGAUGGAUAUUGUGGUGAAGAUGAUGGUCUUGAUAGUGAAGAAAAGUAUCAAAUGAAAAAACGAAUUAUGCAGAAGUUAAAGAAAAAUACUGAUGUACCUGUUAAAAAAGUAACUGAAGAAGAGCAAACGCAGAAGAAGAGUAGCCGUAGUGAGGAGCUACGGAAGGAAGUUCGCCAGCUGAAACGUGAACUAAUAAAGGCAAAGCAAAAGAAAGAAGAAAAUCCCUCCAAAGUGAAAGAGAAUCAGUUUGAAGAAGAGGAGGCUGCUCCAAACAGCAUUGUUGCAGAAUAUCUUGAAGAAAAGAAGAAAUAUGAACAGUUGAGGAAGCAACAGCCAAAGAAAGGAACUUCUCGUGAAGAUCAAACAUUGGCCUUACUGGAUCGAUUCAAAUCAAAGCUAAACCAGGCAAUAGCAGAAACUCCUGAAAAUGAAGUACCUGAACCCGAAGUGGAGAAUGAUGAAGGAUGGAUGUCACAUGUGCUCCAUUUUGAGGAUAAAACCAGAAAAGUAAAAGAUGCAAGUGUGCAAGAUGAAGACACAUUUGAAAUUUACGAUCCUCGGAACCCUGUUAAUAAGAGGAGAAGGGAGGAAAGCAAAAAGAUCCUGAGAGAAAAAAAGACAAGGAGAUGAAAUGAGUGGUAAAGCUCGCCAGAUCCAACUUAAAAAAGGAAGCACAAAUGUUCUGGCUCUGGAGAAGCUGGCGUCCCAAAAUAUAUCACUUACAAGGUGUGAAAAGGAAUCCGGGGUCUAAUUUGGAAGCAGUGCUAUCGCCUUUGUUUUGUGAAUUCUGAUGUAAAAUAAGCAGGUCUUCUCAGCAAAGUCCUUGGAAACUAUUUUUAGUCAUUAUUGUUAAUAAAUAGUUCAUUUCCAUACUCUGUUCCUUUUUUAUGUAUUUGCAUUGUUAAAUAGAGGAUUUUAUAUUGAUAAUCUUCUCAGAACACCAGAAACUUGUUCCAGAAUAUAGAACAAAAGGAUUUGACAUUACUGAAAGAGAAUGUGAUCACUCCUUCUAAUGACAAACUCAGACAAUUAGUGCUGGUAGAAUUGGAGACUCGGCUGGGCCACAGAGAAGCAUGUGAGAGUAUCCUCAGGAAUACUGAGGAAUGCUCAGGAAAACUCAAGAUUGGAGAAUAAUAGGGACGACAAAAACCUUCAUGGAUGUGAUAGAUAAUAAAACAAAAGCAAAACAACAACAACGCAGGAUGAUAAAAGAUUGGGCAUGCUAUUUUGUCAGAGCUUUGUGGAAGAAGUGUAGGAGAGAGUAGAAUGGCCAGUUCUCAUUAGAGCAACUUGUAAAGGAUGUUGGAACUCACAUUUUGUAAGUGCAAGUUCAUUUGCCACUAUGUUAUUUCUUAAUGCCAAACAUAAUCUUUAGUACAGUACAGUGUGUGAAAAAGGUUCACAAUCUUGAUUUACAUCUGUCCUCUCAAACAUUUGGGAUCAAUUGCUUACCCUUUGAUCUUAAUCACUUUGGAAGUAAAAUUCAUCAAUAAUAAUAAAUUUCUAUACUAA
Messenger RNA from Candoia aspera, 2391 nucleotides. RefSeq names its product CWC27 spliceosome associated cyclophilin (gene CWC27). The record is from RefSeq and is a predicted model, not a curated record. The transcript is spliced from 14 exons. Gene Ontology annotation, cellular component: catalytic step 2 spliceosome. NCBI's taxonomy places the organism in Eukaryota, Metazoa, Chordata, Lepidosauria, Squamata, Candoiidae. Gene Ontology annotation, molecular function: peptidyl-prolyl cis-trans isomerase activity. Gene Ontology annotation, biological process: protein peptidyl-prolyl isomerization; protein folding. The coding region runs from base 88 to 1509 and encodes 473 amino acids.